GUGCAACCUGCCCUUUGCUUACAUUGAAACAGCCCAUCCAAGGAAGUGAAAAGACGUAAUUGUCCGUGAACUCUCGAGUCGAAAACAUUUCUGCCUGAAAAGCCAAAACACACAAGUUUACUGCAAGAAUCGUUAUCAAAGCAACCUCAUCCAAGAGUACAUCGAAGAGUGGUUUGGUUUUGAAAUUUGAGUACAGUUCAAUCGUCGAUCCGUGGUAAUUUUUUCCCACUAUGGCCACGUCAUUUGCAAACUUUUCGUUCGAGCGACUAUCGCAACAAAUGGGUGCAAAAUUGGAUCCAAGUCUGCGCCAGCAUCUGUCCAAGGUGUACGGAUGUUUGGCUGCAACAUGCACCACAGCCACCGUCGGUUCGCUGAUCCAUCUGUCGGGCAUCUGGGAGGCGGGUUUGCUGAGCGCCAUCGCUUCCCUGGCGCUCAUCCUUGGAAUGGUUUUCACACCAGACAAUGGCAAAAAUUUGGCACUGCGCUUUAGCAUGCUAAUGGGAAUUGGACUCUUCACCGGACAUUCGUUGGGAUUGCUGCUGGAGCAGGUUAUUUACAUGAACCCGGCCAUCGUCGUUACGGCGCUUGUUGGUACAACGACAAUCUUUGCCUGCCUGACGGCGUCCGCAUUCUUCGCCAAGCGCGGCAAGUACCUGUACCUCGGUGGCAUUCUAAUGAGCGCUCUCAGCACGAUGGCUCUGAUCAAUCUGGGAAAUCUAUUCUUCCGCUCCUACAUCGUGCAAGACAUUUCCCUCUACCUCGGACUGAUUGUGAUGGCCGGCUUUGUUCUGUUCGACACACACAUGAUCAUGGAGAAGCAUCGCAUGGGAAGCAAAGAUUUCAUCGGCCAUUCCCUGGACCUGUUCUAUGAUGUGAUUAGCAUUUUCCGCCGUCUGCUGGUUAUUCUUGCACAGCGAGAGGACAACAACGAGCGCAGAAAGCGAAAGAACUAAAAACUCAUCCAUUGUCGAUGGAGGCGCCACGAUAAAGCAUGGCCAAUAGCCUACUUUCUCGCCUAAGUUAUAGGGGCCAGUUGUUUUGGUAUAUCUUGCACUGCCACUGUCAACCGAAUACGUGAUGAGCAGCGGCAGAUAUCGUUAUUUUGCAAUUAUUUGGCUUUAAAUUAAAAUGGUGGCAUUAUUCAAGCGUUCACAAUAUAAUUUAGCAAAAUUGGAUGCAAUAGGUCAUAUUUACUUUCGAUUUGGCAAUAUUGUGAAAUACUGGUAUACUUUCGAGAUCGACAUAAGCUUUACAUAUGUUUUCAUAUUUUCCCCUUUGUUUCGUUCUCGUGGUUAUCACGUGAAUCAUUUAAAAUGGUGUUAAAACAGAAAGAUAAGAUCUCACGAAACGAUGAAGCUAUCUUGCGUGCACGUUUUAAUAUAUGUGUACACCCAUAAAAUUCGCAAACAUAUGUAUUCGUUAGUUGUGGCAAGGAAUUAUUGUUGGCUAAAACAGUUAGUGCACUUUUCAGCUCACUUACGUUUUUGGGCAAAGUUCAUCUCCAUCAGGUUGAAUUGAGUGCGUGAAACCGUGAAUGGAAUAUCUUUCAAUCGCAGUGUUUUGGAGAUGCAGUCGAGAUUCAGCAUUGUUUCCCCUCCUUUUCGAAGGCGUCAGGGAUCCAAACAAUUAUAGGGAAACGUGCUCAAGCGGUGUGGAGUAUUUGUAACAUUUCAAGGGCAAACUUAACUGGUGGAUGAGUUUCGUAUAGUCCGUCAGUGUUGGAUCAUAAUAGAUGUAAGUUCAUGUUGUUCGAUGGAAUCCGCUUAUGGAUUAAUAAAAUAUUUUACUAAUUUCAA
Anopheles funestus (African malaria mosquito) is the source of this 1796-nucleotide messenger RNA. RefSeq names its product bax inhibitor 1 (gene BI-1). Gene Ontology annotation, biological process: negative regulation of apoptotic signaling pathway; cellular response to unfolded protein; negative regulation of RNA splicing. Gene Ontology annotation, molecular function: enzyme binding. The transcript is spliced from 3 exons. Gene Ontology annotation, cellular component: mitochondrial membrane. NCBI's taxonomy places the organism in Eukaryota, Metazoa, Arthropoda, Insecta, Diptera, Culicidae. The record is from RefSeq and is a predicted model, not a curated record. Bases 231 to 953 code for a protein of 240 amino acids.